GCAUCCACCGUGUCAUUUUGGCGCUUUUAGCUUGCUGCCUCUGAGGCGUGGCCGGCAUUAGUACGUCUUUCACCCUUAAUCUUGAGUAGUCACUCUCUGCAGUCUGCAAUCGAAGUCAAAAUGCUCUCAUAAGCUUUUAAAAAGCCUUGUUCCGAGUCGUCCGUUUUCCGAGUUGAAGGCUUCCGAGUUACGACCAUCUUUAUCAAACAAGCUGUCCCGCCUUUAUGAUGUCUUAACAUUCAAACCGGUCAUUCGUCGUAACCAUCUUUUCACGACGAUGUGGUCACAGUAACGUUCCCAAUACCCGCGUUGCUCCACAAGUUCUUGCUGGAUUCUUGAUGGAUGCCAAGUAUCGAGCUUCCAAAGGCGGUGAAGUGAGCAUGACGGAGAAGAAAACAACCAACGAAGGAGAAGUGGUGGUGACUAUUCCGGGCCAGCAGAAUCCGAAUCUGAGUGGAGAGAGUCCAAGCUCCAAAGUGACUGAAUCUAACAAUACGUCCACGGAGUACGCCGCUAACGGGCAUGCCUCCUUAAAGUCCCCAGCUUUAAAUCAUGCUUCCCCCCAGAUAAGGCCCAGUUCCAGCCCAGACAAGUCCCCAGAAGUUUCUGCUACGACCCGAAACCUUGUUCGCAGAAAGUCUCUACAAAGGUCAGUGUAUUCCAAGCCUAAAUCUAGAUUUGUGGAACAACCUUAUCCUGCUGACGCGGCAGUUUUAGAAGAGAAUGUUCACUCCACACUGCAAGAACAGCUUGCCUUUAGUUCGCCCUAUAGGCAGUCGGUCAAUGAAGCAUCACCCAAUAACAAAUCCACUGCUGUUAAUAGGACAGUGUCCAUUAGUUCCGUCACUCCUAAAACUCCAUUGAUGGCGUCUCCGGGGCCAGCUGGGGAAGAUGAGGAUGAAAUCGUUUACGAGGAAGCUGAACUGAGUAAAGGGAAGCGUAAGAAGGUGAAGGUUAAGGCUUUGAUUGAGUGUAUUAUGCUUGCGUGCAUUACGGGAUUCUUGGUGGCUAGCCUGAGUGUUGAAAAAUUGAAAAACGUAACGAUUUGGGGGUUGGGGUUUUGGAAGUGGUGUGUACUUCUGAUGGUUACCUUUUGUGGCUUGUUGAUUACCAGAUGGUUCAUGCACAUUAUAGUUUUCCUGAUUGAAAUGAACUUUUUACUGAGGAAAAAGGUUCUUUAUUUUGUUCAUGGACUAAAGAAAAGUGUCCAAGUCUUCAUUUGGCUGGGUUUGGUUCUUCUCGCUUGGGUUCUGUUAAUCAAUCGCGGGGUCCAGCGAUCAGAACUUGGCACAAAAAUUUUGAAUGGUGUAACAUGGACUCUUGUUUCUCUUCUAAUUGGGUCGUUCUUAUGGAUGUUGAAGACGUUACUGCUGAAGAUAUUAGCCUCAAAUUUCCAUGUCAAAUCUUUUUUUGAUAGAAUUCAAGAAUCAAUUUUCCAUCAGUAUGUUUUACAGAGUCUGUCUGGGCCUCCAUUAAUAGAGGAGGCUGAGAAGGUUGGUAGAUCACCGAGUGCUGGCCAGGUUAGUUUCAGGAGUACAAAAGGUGAAAAACGCACAAGGAAGGAGGUUAUUAAUAUGGCAACUUUUCACAAGAUGAAACGGGAGAAAGUUUCUGCUUGGACAAUGAAGAUUUUGGUUGAUGCAGUGGCAAAUUCGAGGCUGUCCACAAUCUCUAAUGUGAUAGAUGAGAGCUUUGAUGACGGAGGACUAGAACAAACCGACAAAGAGAUUACAAAUGAGAUGGAAGCAACUGCUGCUGCAUAUAAGAUUUUCAGGAAUGUCUCUGCCCCUGGCUGCUCGUACAUAGAUGAAGAUGACCUCCUGAGGUUCAUGAUUAAGGAAGAAGUAGAUCUGAUCUUUCCCCAAUUUGAAGGAUCAGAGACUGGACGAAUAGACAGAAAGGCUUUGACAAAAUGGGUGGUGAAUGUCUAUCAGGAACGCAAGGCAUUGGCACAUGCCUUAAGCGACACCAAGACUGCUGUAAAGCAAUUGAACAAGCUUGUGACGGGGCUCCUGGUUAUUUUGAUCAUAAUUUUGUGGCUUCUACUGAUGGAGAUUGCAACAACAAAAGUACUGGUGUUCAUUUCUUCUCAGCUAGUGGUUGCUACCUUCAUGUUUGGAAACACGUGCAAAAAUAUAUUUGAGGCUAUCGUAUUUGUGUUUGUAAUGCAUCCAUUUGACGUUGGCGACCGAUGUGUUGUAGAUGGGGUUCAGCUAUUGGUUGAAGAAAUGAACAUCCUGACAACGGUGUUCUUGAAACUUAAUAAUGAGAAGGUGUUCUAUCCAAACUCAGUUCUGGCCACAAAACCCAUUAGCAAUUAUUACAGAAGCCCGGACAUGGGUGACACUAUAGAGUUUUCAAUUGACUUUAUGACACCAUUGGAGAGGAUUGGGGCACUGAAGGAAAAAAUAAAGAGGUACUUGGAGAGAAAUCCGCAACACUGGCAUGCUAAUCAUAACGUAAUAGUUAAGGAGAUAGAAAAUGUGAAUAAGAUUAAAAUAGCUCUGUAUGUUAACCACACAAUGAAUUUUCAAGACUACGCGGAGAAGAACAGGAGGAGAGCAGAACUGGUGAUGGAACUAAAGAAAAUAUUUGAGGAUCUUGAUAUUAGAUACAAUCUUCUUCCUCAGGCAGUCCAUGUCAGUUAUGUUGGAUCAGAUACGGGCCCCCUCAAGUGAUAACUCUUCUCAUGCUCAUUGUUCUGCAAGCAUGUGCCUCUGUUUUUCCCCUGCCCCUCAUGGCCGCCUUUUAGGUAGGUUUGGUUUAGGAUAGUUGGGUGGGGUUUAGUAGAUACUAGAUAAUGUAGGAAUGGUGUUUUGAUCAAAUUGCAGGGUUAUGAUGCUAUUAACUAGCGACUUUAUGAUGUAUAUGAAUUUCGGAGUAUGUCUAGUCCAUUUAGGUAGGUGGUACUUGUACAUAUUAGAUAUUAAUAGGCUUGGAAUCCCAAACUUGGUAUGCUACCCCACUCAUCUUAAAUGCAUCUCUUCUAGGCGAUGGUGGAAUGACAUCCCCUAGAGUAAUUUGGAUCCUCUAAAGCCCCUCUGAAGCAGAGUGACAUAAUUAGUAAAUUACUGUGCUUUAUGAGGUAUUUCACAGUUUUUUAA
Molecule: messenger RNA, 3104 nt
Organism: Neltuma alba
Lineage: Eukaryota; Viridiplantae; Streptophyta; Magnoliopsida; Fabales; Fabaceae
Product: mechanosensitive ion channel protein 10-like
Exons: 7
Coding region: 339-2678 (779 amino acids)
Biological process (GO): monoatomic anion transport; transmembrane transport; detection of mechanical stimulus
Cellular component (GO): plasma membrane
Molecular function (GO): mechanosensitive monoatomic ion channel activity
Source: RefSeq, a predicted model, not a curated record